This is a messenger RNA of Sorex fumeus (smoky shrew), 3996 nucleotides long. It is a transcript of the gene NPHP3, whose product is annotated as nephrocystin 3. The record is from RefSeq and is a predicted model, not a curated record. Gene Ontology annotation, molecular function: protein binding. Bases 1 to 3996 code for a protein of 1331 amino acids. Lineage: Eukaryota; Metazoa; Chordata; Mammalia; Eulipotyphla; Soricidae. Gene Ontology annotation, biological process: convergent extension; kidney development; determination of left/right symmetry. The transcript has 27 exons.
AUGGGCACCGCUUCGUCGCUGGUGAGCCCCGCGGGCGGGGAGGUGAUCGAGGACACGUACGGGGCGGGCGGCGGCGAGGCCUGCGAGAUCCCGGUGGAGGUGAAGCCCAAGGCCCGCCUGUUGCGCAACUCGUUCCGGCGGGGCGCGGGCGCGGCGGCGCUGGGCGUCGGGCCCGGCUCGCUGCCCCGCGCGGCGGCCGGCGGCGGGCUGCUCGGAGCCAGCUUCAAGUCCACCGGCUCCUCGGUGCCCGAGCUGGAGUAUGCGGCGGCCGAGUACGAGCGGCUCAAGAAGGAGUACGACAUCUUCCGGGUCAGCAAGAACCAGGAGCUGCUGUCCAUGGGCCGCCGCGAGGCCAAGCUGGACACGGAGAACAAGCGGCUGCGUGCCGAGCUGCAGGCACUUCAAAAAACUUAUCAGAAGAUUCUUCGGGAAAAGGAAAGUGCCUUAGAAGCAAAAUAUCAAGCAAUGGAGAGAGCAGCUACAUUUGAACAUGACAGAGAUAAAGUUAAACGACAAUUCAAGAUUUUUAGGGAGACCAAGGAAAAUGAAAUUCAGGACCUAUUGCGGGCUAAGCGCGAGCUGGAGAGCAAACUUCAGAGGCUGCAGGCCCAGGGCAUCCACGUCUUCGAUCCUGGGGAGUCUGAUUCUGAUGACAACUGUACAGAUGUGACUGCUGCCGGGACCCACUGUGAGUAUUGGACGGGUGCAGCCCUGGGCAGUGAACCAUCCAUCGGGAGUAUGAUCCAGCUGCAGCAGACCUUCCGGGGCCCAGAGUUCGCUCACAGCUCCAUAGACGUGGAAGGACCUUUUGCAAAUGUCAAUAGAGAUGACUGGGAUGUUGCCGUGGCUAGUUUAUUACAAGUCACUCCCUUGUUCUCACAUUCCCUAUGGAGCAACAGCGUCAGAUGUUACCUCAUUUACACGGACGAAACGCAACCUGAAAUGGAUCUUUUCCUAAAGGACUAUUCCCCUAAACUUAAAAGAAUGUGUGAGACAAUGGGACAUUUUUUCCAUGCUGUGUAUUUUCCAAUAGAUAUUGAAAACCAAUACCUCACUGUCAGGAAAUGGGAAAUCGAGAAGAGUUCCUUAGUUAUUUUAUUCAUUCAUUUAACUUUACCCAGCCUCUUGGUGGAGGACUGCGAAGAAGCUUUUCUAAAGAACCCCGAAGGCAAACCGCGCCUCAUCUACCACCGUUCGGAGCCUGGGAAGGUCAGUUCCGACUCCGUGCAGAGAUUCAUCGAGCAGGUUUCUCACCUGCACAAGACCAGCAAGGCCAAGAUUAUUGAUCACUCGGGAGAUCCUGCAGAAGGAGUGUACAAGAUUUACACUUACGUGGAAAAGAUCAUUAGACAGGACCUCCUGGGCUUCGAGAGCACUGAGCUGGAGACGAAGGAGGCCGGCAGUGAGGAGGCCCUGCCCGAGGAGGAGGGGCCGGGUGAUGUGCUAUGGGACAUCCACGACGAGCAGGAGCAGAUGGAGACUUUCCAGCAGGCUUCCAGCUCCACCCACCAGCUGGGCUUUGAGAAGUACUACCAGCGGCUGAAUGACCUGGUGGCAGCCCCCGCUCCCAUCCCGCCGCUGCUUGUCUCUGGAGGACCAGGUUCUGGGAAGUCCCUUCUCUUAGCCAAGUGGAUUCAGUUGCAACAGAAGAAUUCUCCAAACACACUCGUUCUUUCUCAUUUUGUGGGGAGGCCACUGUCCACCAGCUCCGAGUCAUCCUUGAUCAUUAAGCGGCUCACUCUCAAGCUGAUGCAGCACUCUUGGUCAGCAUCUGCUGUGACGCUGGAUCCUGGGAAGCUUCUGGAAGAGUUUCCACGUUGGCUGGAAAAACUCUCUGCCCGCCAUCAAGGCAGCGUCAUCAUCAUUAUUGAUUCUAUAGAUCAAGUCCAGCAAGUUGAAAAGCACAUGACAUGGCUGAUAGACCCACUGCCAGUGAAUGUCAGAGUAAUUGUCUCUGUGAAUGUGCAAACAUGCCCUCCAGCAUGGAGGUUGUGGCCAACGCUUCAUCUUGAUCCUUUAAAUCCCAGCGAUGCCAAAGCUCUCAUCAUUGCAGAAUGCCAUGCCUCGGACAUCAGGUUGAACACAGAGCAGGAGAAGCAGCUGGAGCGGCACUGUCGCUCCGCCACGGCCCGCAACGCCCUGUACGUCACCCUGCUGGGCAGAGUGGUGGCCCGUGCGGGGCGAGCUGGGAACUUGGAUAAAAUCCUCCAUCAGUGUUUCCAGUGUCAAGACACAGUUUCCCUGUAUAGACUGGUCCUCCGGUCCAUCCAGGACUCCAUGGGGAAUGAGAUGGACAAAGAACUCAUGAAACAGAUUCUCUGCCUGGUAACCGUCAGUCACAAUGGCGUGAGCGAGUCUGAGCUGAUGGACCUCUACCCCGAGAUGUCCUGGGCCGUCCUGACCUCCCUUGUGCACAGUUUACACACCAUGGGUUUGCUGACGUAUGGUUGUGGUCUGCUCAAGUUCCAGCACCUACAGGCUUGGGAGACAGUGAGGCUGGAGUACCUGGAAGGCGGCCCGCUCACCUCCUCCUACAGGCAGAAGCUCAUCGACUACUUCACCUCGCAGCUCAGUCAGGACCGUGUGACUUGGAGGAGCGCUGACGAGCUCCCCUGGCUCUUCCAGCAGCAGGGGAGUAAACAGAAGCUGCACGAUUGCCUCCUCAAUCUCUUUGUGUCUCAGAACCUUUAUAAAAGGGGCCACUUUGCCGAGUUGUUGAGCUACUGGCAGUUUGUGGGCAGAGACAAAAGCACCAUGGCCGCAGAAUACUUCGACUCGCUGAAGCAGUACGAGAAGAAAUGCGAAGACGAAGAGGGCCUGGUGUGCCUGGCGGGGCUCUAUGAAACCCUGGGGCGCUUCCUCAAGGACCUGGGCCUGCUCAGUCAGGCCGUGGUUCCCUUGCAGAGGUCCCUGGAGAUUCGAGAAACCGCUCUAGACCCUGAUCACCCGAGAGUAGCGCAGUCCCUGCACCAGCUGGCUAGCGUGUACGUGCAGUGGAAGAAGUUCGGGAAUGCGGAGCAACUGUAUAAACAGGCGCUGGAGAUCUCGGAGAACGCCUACGGGGCUGACCAUCCACUCACGGCUCGGGAACUGGAGGCACUGGCGACUCUGUACCAGAAGCAAAAUAAAUAUGAACAAGCCGAACAUUUUAGGAAAAAAUCUUUCAAAAUUCGUCAGAAAGCCACCAGGAGAAAAGGCAACUUGUACGGCUUUGCCCUGCUCCGCCGGCGGGCCCUCCAGCUAGAGGAGCUUACCCUGGGGAAGGACACCCCCGACAAUGCCCGGACCCUCAACGAACUAGGUGUUCUCUACUAUCUUCAGAAUAACUUGGAAACAGCUGAGCAGUUUCUGAAGCGUUCCUUAGAGAUGAGAGAGCGGGUUCUGGGCCCAGAUCACCCAGACUGUGCGCAGUCUCUGAACAACCUCGCGGCCCUCUGCAACGAAAAGCAGCAGCACGACAAGGCGGAGGAGCUGUACGAAAGAGCCUUAGACAUCCGGAGGCGAGCCUUAGCCCCCGAUCACCCUUCCUUGGCCUACACCGCGAAGCACCUUGCCAUUUUGUAUAAGAAAACGGGGAAACUGGACAAAGCUGUACCUUUGUAUGAGCUGGCGGUGGAAAUUCGGCAGAAGUCCUUUGGCCCCAAGCACCCCAGUGUAGCUACAGCCUUGGUGAACUUGGCUGUUGUCUACAGCCAAAUGAAAAAACAUAUGGAAGCCUUGCCAUUGUAUGAACGAGCAUUGAAGAUUUACGAAGACAGCCUGGGUCGAAUGCAUCCUCGCGUUGGAGAAACAUUAAAAAACUUAGCUGUACUUAGUUAUGAAGAAGGGGAUUUUGAAAAGGCCGCUGAACUCUACAAAAGGGCAAUGGAAAUCAAAGAAGCAGAAACAUCCCUUCUGGGUGGAAAAGCUGCUUCCCGACACUCAUCCAGUGGAGACACUUGUAGCGUAAAAACCACCCAUUCGCCUAAUGUUUUCCUUCAUCAAGGACCAAGGUAA